AUCUGAGAUGCACAAUAAUAUCUCAUCUCACCAUCUCCUCUUUCAUGCAACCACAUCAUCUCUUGCUCGGCGCUACUGUUCCAACUCUAUCCAAGAUGCCAGAGCAGCACCACUACCCCGAGAUCAAGCGCGGAGCCUCUCUCCUCCUCGCCUGGCGUCUGGAGGGCAAGAAAGUACUGCUCGUCGGCGGCGGCGCUGUCGCAGCCUCGCGACUCGGCUUCCUCCUCGAGGCGGGCGCACACGUUACGAUCGUCUCUCCUGGUCCCUUGGAGCACUCGCUGGCCCACCGCGUUGCCACUGAACCAGAAUACGUUACGUGGGUCGAGCGGACAUAUGGCCGCCCGGAUGGGCCAGAGACCAAGGCCGAGGACCUCGCCAAGGACAAAGAGCUCCCCGUCACCGACUUUGACAUGGUGUUCACCGCUAUUGAUGACAACCCGCUCUCCCGGGCCGUCUGUGACGCCGCGCGCGCGGCACGUGUGCCAGUCAAUGUCGCCGAUGUGCCGCCCGAGUGCGACUUCUACUUCGGCGCGCAGGUGCGCCGCGGCCCGCUCCAGGUCAUGGUUUCGACGAGCGGCGCUGGGCCCAAGGUCGCCGUCAUCGUGCGCGAUGUCAUUGCCGACGCCAUCCCAGCCGACGUCGAGGACGCCAUUGCAGGUGUGGGCGCACUGCGGAAGGAGUUGCGCGAGCGAGCGCCCGGCGUCGGCGGGGCGCUCAGCAAGCGGCGCAUGCGCUGGAUGAUCGACACUUGCGACGCGUGGAAGCUCUCCGAGAUGGGCGCUAUGAAGAGCCCUGAGGUUCGCCGAAGGCUGCUCGACGACGGGUGGGAGAAGCACCGCAUCCUCUCCGCACACGAUCUCGGCGCAUCAGAGGCGGAGGUUCAGGUUAUUGGGAGCCGGAUAUCGUCGCUUGUGCACAGUGCGGCUUUUUGGCCGAGUGUGUUGAGCUUCGUCGCGGGCGCGGCCGUGGCCUCGGCCUCGUUCAUUGCGGCCGCACGGAGGAAGUAGAAGCCUUCUCAUUAUCACCUUGUAGAGUCUAGUAUAUGUUACAUCUCUCUGAGUUGACAGC
Messenger RNA from Cutaneotrichosporon oleaginosum, 1068 nucleotides. Lineage: Eukaryota; Fungi; Basidiomycota; Tremellomycetes; Trichosporonales; Trichosporonaceae. The record is from RefSeq and is a predicted model, not a curated record.